Messenger RNA from Trichomycterus rosablanca, 6921 nucleotides. RefSeq names its product sex comb on midleg-like protein 2. Gene Ontology annotation, molecular function: histone binding; chromatin binding. Gene Ontology annotation, cellular component: nucleus. The transcript is spliced from 15 exons. The record is from RefSeq and is a predicted model, not a curated record. Bases 132 to 2330 code for a protein of 732 amino acids. Lineage: Eukaryota; Metazoa; Chordata; Actinopteri; Siluriformes; Trichomycteridae. Gene Ontology annotation, biological process: negative regulation of DNA-templated transcription.
UAUCGAAAUAUGGCGGCUAGCUUUGGUGAAAACUACUAAGAUCUGCUAACAUUUCGACAAUUUGGCGCAGGUCUGGAGUCUCAGUGAGUGUCGUGCUGUAGUGUAUGAGUGUUGUGAAACGGUAGCAGCUGAUGAACAGCAUGGGCAAGACCGCGCUGAAGGAUCAGAAGGACAGUAAAAAGGCAGGCAGGAGUAAUUCUGUCAGUACAGUUCCUGCACCAGUUAAAGCACCUGACUCGUUCACAUGGGAAGAGUACCUGAAGGAGACGUCGGCUACUCCUGCCCCUCCCAGCUGCUUCAGACAGUCUCGCAUUCCUCCUUCGAACGACUUCAAGGCCGGAAUGAAGCUGGAGGCUCGCGACCCUCGUAACUCCACCUCAGUUUGCAUCGCCACAGUGAUGGGCAUGACGGGCAUUAGGCUCCGCCUACGCCUAGAUGGCAGCGACAACACCAACGACUUCUGGAGAUUGGUGGACUCUUCGGACAUUCAGCCGAUAGGAACCUGUGAAAAGAACGGAGACAUGCUGCAGCCUCCACUGGGAUUUAGGAUGAACGCCUCAUCAUGGCCCAUGUUCUUGUUGAGGACACUGAAUGGAGCAGAAAUGGCUCCGUCAUCAGCAUUUAAAAAGGAACCUCCGAGACCUUCUCAGAAUGGAUUUAAGCCAAGAAUGAAGCUAGAAGCAGUGGACAAGAAGAAUCCAUACCUCAUCUGCCCCGCGACCAUCGGAGAGGUCCGAGGCGAGGAGGUGUUCGUAAUGUUUGAUGGCUGGAGAGGGGCGUUUGAUUACUGGUGCCGUUAUGACUCCAGAGACAUCUUUCCUGUGGGCUGGUGCUCCGUGACCAAACACAGUCUGCAGCCACCUGGGAACAGCAUCACUCUUUCAAAGCCACUGUCCACCCACUCCUCCUCCUCGUCUUCUUCCUCUUCCUCACCGUCCAAGCAGACACGUCGCACCAUGCCGGCUUCAUAUCGCCUGCCCACUCCUUUGCCCCAGCUCCCGGUACGAAAGGGCAUAAGGGGCCGCCGGCCGAAGAGUGAGACCAUAGCUCUUCUCAAAGCACUGGCAGCGUCUACCAGCACUUCAAAUACAGAUGCUCAGAUGGAUGGCAAAUCACCUACCCCUGCGUCCCAGCUCGCGGCUAAACUCGAUAUCCAGCUUACCCCCCGCCUUCACAAGAAGAGAGGACCCAAGCCAGGCAGCAAGAGGAAGCCUAAGCUCCUCCAGAGCUCCAUGUCUGCUCCGACAGGUUCCGAUUCCAGACUGCCCCCUUCACAGGUGUCCAGGGACGGUCUUUCCUCCAUGAGCUCACCCAGUUCUGUGGUCUCUACUGUGUGUGUAUACGUGAAUAAGCACGGGAACUGCGGCCCACACCUGGACCGUAAGCAAGUGCAGCGGCUUCCCGAUCAUUUCGGGCCUGAGGCAGUGAACCUGGUUCUGCAGCAGACAGUACAAGCAUGUUUGGAUUGCGCAUAUCAGCCCAAAGUACUUCUGGGAUGCCUGCAAAAUCAGCCGGAUGGGGGCGAAGUGGUGCGAGUGCGGACGGAUGGAGGGACGCGGAUGGUAAAGCUGCCGUCGGCAUCCAGUGCAGCUUUCGUUCUACGUUUUUUAGAGAAAGUCUGUCGGCACCUGCAGUGUGAUAAUCUGUUCAGCAGCCAGCCGUUCAGCCCCUACUGCAGCUACGACAGGAGCAAGUCAGUGAAAGAGGAGAUGUCGGAGGCUCCGGCACUCAACAGAGGAGUGAAAAGAAUCUCCAGAGACUCUCCACCCUACUCUGCCCCACUCUCUCCCAAAUUACUCCACACAGAUACACACCCAUCUGAAGCUGAGACCCUGCCUCCAGAAGAGAACGGUUUAUUGAAGGAACAGCGCUUCAUGGACUCUGCCUCCAACUCUAUGACACCCCGACCACAGACCCUACGAAGUACAUCUGAAUACCAGUCUCAGCCCAGCAGUCCGUAUUACCAUGGCAGUGGCCCUCCCCUACGCCGCCAUGCUUCCAACCCCCCGACGCGCACACACAGAAGAGUAGAGGCAGCAGCGAGCUCAACUACAGGUCCGGAUGCUUCAGCAGCGGAAUGCGAAUCUCCCAGGAUACCCAGCGGCAGAAACCCUUCUUCAUGGUCCAUAGAGGAAGUAAUGCAGUUUGUGCGAGACGCAGACCCCAUGGCUCUAGCACCUCACGCUGAGCUGUUCAGGAAGCACGAGAUCGAUGGCAAAGCGCUGAUGCUGCUAAGGAGUGACAUGGUGAUGAAGUACAUGGGUCUGAAGCUCGGCCCUGCCCUUAAACUCUGCUACCACAUCGAGAGACUCAAACAGGGCAAACAAUGAAGAUGAACUGCUCACAGUGCUGGAUUGUACACACAGUACAGGAUCCGUUCCAGAGUGUAGGACUAUACUGAACACGACUUGAUUAGAUUUACAAUACUGCAGUCGAUUCUCAGUAUUGGCGUGAGCUAAACACACACAGUACCGGAUGAGCAACUGGCAGUGCUUGAUCAUACACGCAGUGCUGUGAUUGAUUUACAAUUCUAGAUGAAGCACAGGACCGUGCUGAUUUAUAGUAACGAUAAAUGAUGCAGCACUAAGCUAAACACACGGCCGCUGACGUGCGCUGCUUUUUGUCCAACCACCAAACAAAGCUGCAGGCUCGCUCAGAAGGAAUAAACUCCGGGAAAUAUACAGCCAACACACUGGCUUAAAUGAGCAGAACACGAGGAGAAAGGAUCCGUGCAGCAAUAAAUAAAAUCGUCCUGCAUACACUACCCACCACAGAGAGCAACCCUAGCAGAGGAGGAUGGGAUGCAGAAAUGGAUCGACUCUCCCUUAAUUAUAUCUGUAAAUCUUCUUCUCUUGUUUCUUUUUCACUUAUUUUAGACCAGUGUUAUCUUUGUUUCACUGAUCUUUGGUAGUGUUUUAGAAUCUAAGUAAUGACAAGGUCCUCAAACGUUUCAGUGCUGAGAGGAUUUGCAUCAAUUUUACGGACGCUUUUUUUUUUUUUAAAGAGUCGCUCCCAAAGAUUUCUGAUUGCCGGGAUCAUUGUGUCGGUGAUGCUGGAGAAUUUGGUGAUAUACUCUAACAACAAAAUCUCCCUACCUCCUUUGCAAUGCAGAUACAUCAGUUUGUCAGAAUCACUGCUGUUGAGUUUGUGAAAACCACACGGCGCUGUAAAUUGUUUUAUCUUGUUUUUUGUUGUUGUUUUUUUGUGAUAUAAUUACAUUGCUGUGUUUGUAGUUUAAAGCCUCCUGUGACAUUUAUACACUGACACCAUACCAAUCCCUAAAGAAGCUACUUAAAUCGUACCAAUCUUACACAGAGAACAAAAAUAUCAGUGGUGUAGUCCAGUCGAUCAUGGGUAUCUAGCUAACAGCAAUCACUAUUAGAACUUUCAGCAAGGUAUGUGUGUGUGUGUGUGUGUGUGUGUAGGGGGGGUCGGCUGUAAAUUUAAAAAAAUAAUGCUACUAAUAAUGAUUAGAAACUCUUAAGUUUGUAGUAGUUUGCCCAAUAAUAUUUGUAGAAUAUUGUUUCUACACUUUUCAGUUGAAUAAAUAAGGAAUACAGAAUGCCAGGCAUUAUAGAUACAUUAUCAAUAACAUGGUGACUGUCAUCACCUUUUUUAUUUUUAUCCUGGUCAAGGUUGUGGCAUUUCUGAUUCUACGGGGAAACAGGACAGGAGUACCCCAGGCAGGGCGCCAACUUAUUGCAGGGCUUUGACCAUUACCCCUUCCUCAGAUAUAGCCAAUCAUGUCUCUGUAGAUACUCAGUCAGCCGGUAGCACCUCUGUGAUUCGAACCUGGAUCUGGUGGUGAUGGGCUAGCAUAAUAGAUAUAAAAUGCUAUGCUACUCGAGUGCUCAUAAAAAUAAUUACAGGAAAAUAUUUCCCCAUAAUUACCCAGUCUGGAACAUUCUGUUUUUAUGCAUUAGCUUAAAACCCAAUACACAUUUUUCAUUGCUUACGAAUGUCAAGCCCUAUCGUUUUAAAUCCACAAAUAUUCACAUUCAGUAAUGUGUAUUAUCCUUGUUUGAUUUGUAUUAUUGCUACUAUUCCAGCUAUAAACAGUAACAUUUCUCUUAGUAGGACAUUUUUCAUACUAGAAAGUCAGAAUAAGUGAUUUACAUGCACUGUAAGGCCAAAACUGGACACCUGAGGUUGUUGAACAUCCCUCUUUAAAUCUUAUAAGCACUAAUAUAGAGUUACUUUCUUUACCUUGUGACUAUAAAAGCCUCGUUAGUACUUGGAUGGCUUUGCACAAAAUUUCAGAGUUUGUGGGAAUUUAUUGCCUGUUUAGUUUAGAUUGUGCGAUCAGGCGCUAAAGUUGGACGAGAAGGCUUGGCACACAAAUAACGUCCAAUGUUAUUGCAAAUUUGUUUAAUGGGAAUAAUUCUCACUGUACUACAACACGUCAUAAAUUGUAUCUAUGUUUAUUUCUUUUUAGUGUUGUCUUAAACAUAACAUAUACAUCUUAUUAAACUGUUACAUUAAGCUUUUUAUAAUCAUUUUCAAAAACGAAUUAAUUUCGGAAAUAAAAUGCAGCAGCAUAAACCAUGAGGUUGGUUUGUGAUGGCAAAGGCAGUCUGGGUAAUGCAGGAAGUAAUACGUUCUGGUGAAGUCAUGGUGAAUAAGCUGUUGUGAUAGAAACAAUUAAUUAUUACCCUUGAACAAGUGCAUUUAAUCUAUAGCAUAAGAUUUAACAGCACUGCAGUAUAAAAUAUAACAUAAAGUGUUUACAUAAUAUUGUAAAUGAGGGGUGGCCACAGUGAAUCAUUUUGGUCUGAAUCAUUUAGACUCGUUCAGUUUUUACAUCAGACACCCUUCCUGGUGCAACUCCGUUCUUAUUUUAUUUGGGCUUGGGACCCGCACCCAACCCCCCCUGAAUCUCCGCUGUAGUGAGCUAGUGUAAUAGAGCACUGUGCAAUUGGCAAUAUUCUAAUUAUUUAUAAUUAAAUAAAAGAAAAAUUCCAGUAGCCUUUUAAUUACAUACUGCUUAUGUUAACUCUUGCAUGAAUUUUUAUGCAACAUCUAUUUUGAUCUGAAAUUAAAUGCGUCAGUUCCUUUGUGUGUCCAAAAAAAUCUGAUCCAAUAUUUUUAAUAAGUAUCAUAUAAAAAAUGACCUGUUAAAUAACGAACCAUCUCCAGUUAGGCAACGUUGUUUACUUUUUCUUCUCUUUAAAUAGUGCGAUUAAAUACUGAAGAAACAGGUAGCAGACAAACCUAUAAUCAUUAGAAGCCAGUAUGUAUGAAUGAGUAUACAGUGUGUAUGCCCCUGUGACCUGGACUACACCACUUUUAUACUGUGAUGUAUAUUAGAUGUAUGAGUGUAAAAUACAAAAUAUAUUUCUAAUCGAGUUGAGUCUGGGUCCUCUGUGACAUAAAAAUCAGUUUUAUAAGCUCGAUCCAAGUCACAUUUCCACCUCUAGUGUUACAAGCUUCAGAGCUGCUGUUCUAAAGGAGAAAAACUCCUUUUUGUGUUUCCGUACCUGAAUUCAUUCCUUUAUUUCUGACUUAGUUUCCUUAUGUAUAGGCUUUAAAGUUUAAACCACACUGAUUAAAUCUAUGUUUUUGUUAUUUUUGUAAGGAACGGGUUAAUACAUGUUCUAUAGCAAAUUGUAUCACCAAAAUUUAUAAUCAGCAAUUCGGGAAAAAUUGAACAUUUAGCUUUUAAAUGUGUACUAAGUGGUGUAAAACUCAAAUAAAUACAACAAAAUAAAAUGUAGUAGAUACAUUAUACAGCAAGUUCUCUUUUUCAAAUAAGCUAAAUUCAGCAGUUUAACUGUGUACUAAAUGUGCAGAUAUGUGCUCCCUGUAGAAGAUGUGAUAUUCUACUUAUUUUCACUUUAAAAUGACAGACUUUGACCAGUGGUGUCCAAACGAUUGCCCAACAGUGUAUUCGCCCAGUUCUUGAUUUCUAUACUUUCCUAUAUUUUAUUUAUGAUCUAUAUGUUUUUAAAAAGUAGCUGGAGGUGAAGUGUGUGGCAACACUAUACAUAUUUCAAGAUGGGGUGAAGAGGGUAAGUGCCCUACUGUUAUGUUGAUAAUGUUUGGUUUGUAAUUGUUUAUAGGAUGUUAAUCCUCGUCAUUUGUACUGGUGAAAUCUUACUGUUCUCACAGAUUUGCAUGGAUAUUACAUACUGUAUAUCUUAUACUGUGUAGACUGAUUGUUAAGUUUCAAUACUGCCCACAUUGUCUGAUUCUUCCCAGUCACAUCACAAAGAAAACAGCAUUUUUCAGCCAAUGAACGCGUUUGUCAUGGAUGUAUCAUUGCAGUGGACAUACGGUGUCCUGCUAGGACCAGCGAGAAACAAUCCAGUCCAGACUCGUCUCUUUAAGUUGUGGAAGAAUUGGUAGUCUUUGUAGUUCAGAUGGUUCAUCAGUAUUUUAUGGGUUUCACCAUGAAAUGCAGCAGCAGGAAUGUACAUCUUUUUGUAGAAAAGAACAAUUUUACACAUAUUGUAUAUGAUCACGAAAAUGUAAAGGCGUGUGUGCAGGAGCGGGAGGGUCGGGAGGGCCGGCUGCUGCUGAAAGUACUCGCAUUGCCUUCCUGUACUUUAUACUACGCUUAUAAAUGAUGAUUUGUCCGUUCUUAAUGUCUGCAUUGAACUUGCCUUGCUUUGCUUUGGACAUUUCUCAGGUUUAUUAAGACUUCAGAUUAGGUUUUUGUAAUGUAGCAUUUCUGCAUAGUUUACAGUUUUAACUUUUGCUCUCCGUUUUUGUGCUUUUUCUUCUUUUUGUAAAUUCUUUUGCCAUACUUAACUAAUACUUACCUGCUUUAUGCUUUCUCAACGUUGGUAGAAAGCAACAGAAGCUCGAACACUUGUUCAGACGUUUAGACAUUUUUAAUCGUUACAUUUUUCAAAGUAAUGCACCCUUCACACACAUUUUAAAUGAUACAAAUAACAAUAAAUAAAUAAUUUAAAAACAUCA